This is a messenger RNA of Neltuma alba, 2208 nucleotides long. RefSeq names its product F-box only protein 13-like. The record is from RefSeq and is a predicted model, not a curated record. The transcript is spliced from 2 exons. NCBI's taxonomy places the organism in Eukaryota, Viridiplantae, Streptophyta, Magnoliopsida, Fabales, Fabaceae. Bases 680 to 1915 code for a protein of 411 amino acids. Gene Ontology annotation, molecular function: protein binding.
AGCUUAAUUAGCGGCUUUUUGGCUCUUCACCAAUAUUUUAAUCCUAAGCCAAAUGGGGUUUAUGCUUGGCUUGUGGAUGGGACUUUGGAGCAUUGACUUUUAGUUGGUGAAGGCUGUGGGGUGUUGCAGAAGCAAAAGACAAAGAUUCCUCAACGAGGAAGAGCUUGCUUUUGCUUUGGGAGGGUCAGACUCAGCUAGCCACACACAAAAAUGACAAACCCCCCUUUGACAUAGGCGAGCGACUUUGAAACUCUCUGUUACUUUCUCUUCCUUUUAUGCAGUUUUGCGACGAUUAAAGCGAUUACAUGUGCCGGCACUUGUCUCUUUGGUGUCAAACCCGAAUCCAAAGCCCCAAUCUUUGAGACCACACUCCAGAGUCAACCAUUUCCCCUUCAUUUUCCAUCCGAUCACUCUCAUAUAUUCUCUCUUAUAUACCCACCCGUGUACCCUAGAGCUAGCUACCCACGAAGUUUCCCACCUCACUUCCUACUCGUUGUUCACCUCGCUUUCCCUUUUCCCUUUUUCCGGAUCUUCUUGCCCUUCACCCAAUACCCCCUUUUAAAUACGACCUCGUCAUAGUUACCAUUCAUCCUCAGCCCUAUUCGUUGACGCUUGCUAUUUCUCUCUCCGGGCGGCUCCUUCACUUCUAUCUCAGUUGUCUCUGGCAACUUUCGUGUCAAUGGGACUUAACAAUUGGCAAGGUAAAAGGACAAGCUUGAAGAGAAAGUCACCAGAAAAUGGAGACUGUCCUCUCACCAACUGCCCUUCUCUAGACGACCUUAAUGAAGACCUCUUUGAAAGGGUGCUCUCAUGGCUGCCAACUUCUACAUUCUUCCGCCUUAGCACCGUGUGCAAAAGAUGGAAAUCAGCUGCAGCCUCUGCGAGUUUCAAGCUCGCCUGCUCUCAGAUUCCUUCUCGGGAUCCUUGGUUCUUGAUGGUCGCUCCCAAUCUCAACCAAUCCAUCGUCUUUGACUCUGCCGAAAGCUCCUGGAAAAGACUCAACAAUGCUCCUCCUCUGCAGGAAGAUUCUGACCAAGGUUGUAUGCCAGUGGCUGCCUCAGGUGGCUUGAUUUGUUACCGCGAAUCAUCUGGAAACUUUAUUGUAUGCAAUCCUGUGACCGGAAGUCGUAGGCAUCUUCCUCCUCCGCAUUUAGCCCAACAGAAUCAACCCCUUAAUGCCAUUGUCAUGACUUCAUCUAUCUCCACCUACAAGAUAGUGUUAGUCUUCGGUGAACUUCCAUUUCUCUCUUUCAUAUCCUACGACUCAAACCGUGGUUGCUGGGAAGAUGAGACUUCGCUGAGGAGAAAGGUUGAUGACAACUCUAUGGAAUAUGAUUCAAACGAUGAUAAUGUUGUAUACUUCCUAAGUAAGGCUGGAAAUGUCGUGGCAAGUAACAUGCAGAGAAGCCCUUCUAAGCAAUACUCAUCAGUUAUUACUAACAAAGAUGGUGAGGAUAUACUCUACUUCCUAAGCUCCUCAGGGACAGUAGUAGCUUGCAAUCUGACAAACAAGUGCUUCUCUGAGUAUCCAAGGUUGUUGCCUGCAUUCUGUGAGUACUCCAUUGAUGUUGUAGAGUGUAAUGGUGAGAUGCUGGUAGUCCUGUUGUCGGAGUUCUUGGAAAGCACGAGUCUUCGGGUGUGGAAGUACGAUGAGGCCGGGCGAUGCUGGCACCAGAUUGCAGCCAUGCCUGCAGCAAUGUCUCAUGAGUGGUAUGGUAAGAAGGCAGAUAUUAACUGUGUGGGGGUGAAUGAUCAGAUAUUUGUAUGCUUGAAUUCUCCUGAGCUAUGCACUUAUGUUGUGUGUGAUUUGAGGACUAAAGAAUGGAUUGAAUUGCCAAAAUGUUGCAUUAAAGGCCAAGACAUGGAGUUUAUGUCUGCCUUCUCGUUCGAGCCCAGGAUAGAGGCUUCUGUAUGACACAGCAAGAACGCCUUGCCCUGCCUGCCCUUUCGAUCUUUGAUUGUUGUUAUGCUAUUGCUAGCUCAUUUUUUUCAUCUUCCUUGAGGUUUACAUGAGUCAGUAUUGAAGCAAAUAGCUAGCGGAGAUUUGUAUGAAACUAACCCAGUGACUGAUAGGUAACUGAGAUCUUCGGAUUAUCUUCAUUGAUUGUUAGAUGUACGUUGUUUCUGUGAUUAUUAUUGUUAAAAUUAUCAUUAUUAUUAUUUAUUAAUUAUUAAUGAAUGAUGUCCCUGAGAAUUCUUUCUCCUUUA